AUGGGCUCAGAAGCUGUGACGGUGGAUGUGCUGGUCGUUGGCGCCGGGGUGGGCGGGAUCUACGCCACGCACCGGCUCACCAAGCUCGGCCUCAGUGUACGAUGCAUCGACAUGGCCGGCGACGUGGGCGGGACGUGGUACUGGAACCGCUACCCCGGGGCGAUGAGCGACACGGAGAGUUACCUGUACCGCUACUCGUGGGACAAGGAGGACCUGCAGAGCUACCCCUGGACGCACCACUAUGUCUACCAGCCGGAGAUCCUGCGCUAUCUGGAGCAUGUCGUGGCCAAGCACGAUCUGCGGCGGUACAUGCAGUUCAACACGGAGAUGACGGCCGCGACGUGGGACGAGGCCCUGGGCCGGUGGCACAUCGAGUGUGCUGGUGCUGGUCGUCAUCCCGGGUUCGUCGCCCGCUAUCUGGUCAACUCGCUCGGCCUGCUGUCCGCCCCAAACUACCCAGCCAUCCCCGGGCUCGAGUCCUUUGCCGGCGAGCUGGUGCACACGGCGCGGUGGCCCGAAGGCCUGGCGCUGGCCGGCAAGCGGGUGGGCAUCAUCGGGAACGGGUCGACGGGCGUGCAGGUCAUGACGGCCAUUGCCCCCGCGGUGGGCAGCCUGACCUCCUUCCAGCGGCACCCGCAAUACUCGGUGCCCAGCGGGCAGGGCCCGGUGCCCGGGGGCUACCGGGCGGGCAUCAACGCCCGGUACGACGAGAUCUACGCCGGGGUGUGGGCGUCCAGCGUCGGCUUCGGGGUGCCCGAGUCGACGCGCAAGACCAUGGAGGCCAGCCCCGAGGAGCGCCGCCAGGCGUUUGAGGAGGUAUGGCGGCAGGGCAACGGGUUCCGCUUCAUGUUCAGCGCCUUUGGCGACAUCACCACCGAUGUGGCCGCCAACGGCGCCGCCUGCGACUUCAUCCGCCGCAAGAUCGACGCCAUCGUGCAGGAUCCCCGCAAGGCCGCCAUCCUCAAGCCCCGGGACCUGUACGCCCGCCGCCCCCUGUGCGAUUCCGGCUACUACCAGAUCUUCAACCUCCCCCACGUCGACGUGGUGGACCUCCAGGCCACCCCGAUUGACGCUCUUGUGCCGCAGGGGAUCCGCACCGCCGAUGGCACCCUGCACGAGCUGGAUGUGUUGAUCUUCGCCACCGGGUUCGAUGCCUUUGAGGGCAGCUACCUGCGCAUCCGCAUCAAAGGCCGCCAGGGGAGGACCCUCAAGGACCACUGGGCCGCCGGACCGACCGCGUACGGCAGCAUCGCCUGUGCCGGGUUCCCCAACAUGUUCCUCAUUGCCGGCCCGCAGGGGCCCUUUGCCAACUUCCCGCCCGUCAUUGAAAGCGAGACCAACUUCCUGGUUGACUGUAUCCAGCACGCCGAGCGCAAGAAGACCAUCAUGGAGGUCACGUCGGCCGCCGAGAAGGCGUGGGGGGCGCUCUGUGACCAGCUGGUUGCCGGCUCGCUUUUUCUCACCACAGACAGCUGGGUGUUUGGGCGUAAUAUCGAGGGCAGACGGGCGAGCACCAAGUUCUAUUUCGGAGGGCUCAACCGCUAUCUGGAGUGGGUGGAUGGGGAAAGGGAGGGGGGGUUUGUUGCAUUCAAUGGUAGUUCUCUGCCAGAUGCGUGA
Messenger RNA from Penicilliopsis zonata CBS 506.65, 1617 nucleotides. RefSeq lists its product as hypothetical. The transcript has a single exon. NCBI's taxonomy places the organism in Eukaryota, Fungi, Ascomycota, Eurotiomycetes, Eurotiales, Aspergillaceae. Gene Ontology annotation, molecular function: flavin adenine dinucleotide binding; NADP binding; N,N-dimethylaniline monooxygenase activity. Bases 1 to 1617 code for a protein of 538 amino acids. The record is from RefSeq and is a predicted model, not a curated record.